This is a messenger RNA of Notothenia coriiceps (black rockcod), 1726 nucleotides long. RefSeq names its product exostosin-1c. Gene Ontology annotation, cellular component: membrane. Lineage: Eukaryota; Metazoa; Chordata; Actinopteri; Perciformes; Nototheniidae. Gene Ontology annotation, molecular function: glycosyltransferase activity. The transcript has 9 exons. The annotation marks the transcript as partial. The record is from RefSeq and is a predicted model, not a curated record.
GCGGCGUGUAUCCCAGUGCUGCUGAGUAACGGUUGGGAGCUGCCGUUCUCUGAUGUCAUACAGUGGAACCAGGCAGUCAUUGAAGGAGAUGAGAGAUUAUUACUACAGGUGCCAUCCACAGUGAGAGCCGUAGGGAAUGAGAGGGUCUUGGCCCUCAGACAGAGGACCCAGAUGCUAUGGGAAGCCUACUUUUCCUCUGUGGACAAGAUAGUCCUCACCACACUGGAGAUUAUUAAGGAUCGUGUUUUCUCUCACAUAUCGAGAAACAAGUACAUGUGGAACUCCCUGCCAGGAGGCCUGCUGGUCCUGCCAGAGUACUCCACUCACCUUGCACAUUUCCCUUUCUACUACCUGGGAUUAGGGGUCAGUCCAGGUCAAGAGUUUACUGCUGUCAUCAAUGCCGUGUCCCCAUUGGUCUCCCAAUCUCAGCCAAUCAUGAAGCUGCUUCAAGUUGUCUCCAAGUCCAAAUACUGCUCGCAGAUCAUCAUCCUGUGGAACAGCGAGAAGCCCCCUCCCGGUCGCAGCAAAUGGCCUCCGAUGCCCGUCCCCCUCACUGUGACAGACGGCAGAAGGAAGACCACCAGUCGGUUCCUACCUCAUGUUGCCAUAGAGACGGAAGCAGUGCUGAGUCUGGACGAGGAUACAGUCCUGCUGACCAGUGAGGUGAACUUUGCCUUCUUGGUAUGGCGGAGCUUCCCUGAACGCAUUGUGGGCUACCCUCCCAGGAGCCACUUCUGGGACCCCCUGAAGCGUGCCUGGGGCUACACCUCGAAAUGGACCAAUGACUACUCCAUCGUCCUGACUGGAGCUGCCUUCUACCACAGGUACUACCACUACCUGUUCACACACUACCUGCCCCAGUCUCUGCGCACUCUGGUGGACCGCACCUCCAACUGUGAGGACAUCCUGAUGAACUUCCUGGUCUCCGCGGUAACCCACCUGCCGCCAAUCAAAGUGGCCCAAAGGAAGCAGUACAAAGAGUUGCCCAGCCCACAGGGCACAAAAACCGUCCCCUGGGCCAACCCGGAGCACUUCAACCAGCGGCAGGAGUGUAUCAACACCUUCGCCAACUGGUUUGGCUACAUGCCUCUGGUCCACUCUCAGUUUCGCCUGGACCCCGUGCUUUUCAAAGAUCAAGUGUCUGUCUUCCGCAAGAAGUACAAAGACCUGGAGAGGGCAUGAACAUGAAGGAUAGAAUCGAGAGAAGGGCAGGAAAGCAUCGAGGUCUGGUCUAGUAGCCUUUUGGACAGACAGAUGGACCUAUCAGAGGCGAUCAGAGGUUGGAGUGGGUGGGAUUUUGCCCAUUUCUGACAUGGACAAAGUACAGUCAUUCAACAGACCCUGGUGGACUGUUAAACAUAUGAAGAGAAAUGGCCUAUAAAAGUUUGAUAAGAACUUUAAAGGAUUCUCCCAGUGUGGUAGGACAACAAAGGAGGACAUGUCUUGGCCAUGAACGAGGCCCUGUGAUUGGGCCUCCAACCGAGGAACAUCCCGAUUGGACAGCAGAGAAAGGAAGAGUGUGUGUGCUCUUCAGAUGUCAGUGCUAUUGCUUUGACAAUGGGAAGGAAAAGGCUAUUUCAUGCCAGAAGGGACUGGUAUUGGUGCCAUGCACUCCAGCUGUCAGUGUUUGUUUCAGCAAUCAGUGAAUGGACUGUUGCCAUGGAAACAGAUCAUUUCACAUCAAAAUGCUAACUGUAAAAUCAAUAAAGUGAUUUAUAAAUGCAAA